Molecule: messenger RNA, 1311 nt
Organism: Uncinocarpus reesii 1704
Lineage: Eukaryota; Fungi; Ascomycota; Eurotiomycetes; Onygenales; Onygenaceae
Exons: 5
Coding region: 1-1311 (436 amino acids)
Source: RefSeq, a predicted model, not a curated record
AUGAGUAUACCAAUCCAUACCACGAGAAGGGUUUCUCUUCCUUGCGGUGAUAUCAUUGUCACCGCCGGGACUGAGGACCAUCGUGCUGUCUUACCACCAAAUGUUUCUUCUCUCAAGAUUCUCGGUAGCGUGAGUGACUACUACCAAAUGGCUGCGUACCAGUCAAACGGAAGGUCAUCGAUCCUUGACGGCAAGCCCUUCUUUACCUUUGGUGAGACGAUCCAGAAAGGCCACAAUGGCGAGUUUAUAGGUGUGAUUCCAAACACCAGUGCUCCUGUCGUUUAUAGGGAAGCGAACCCGAUCGAAGUCACACACAUGCCAGAGGGAGUCCCAGCUCCGCUGGUCGAAUUAACCGAUACGGAGAGAAGUUUCGAGCGCGAGUCAGGCUACAACAUUAUACUCCAGCCAGAGGGAGGGAUCUGCGAGGCGACGCCACCUGGCCACGGCUGGACAUGGUAUAAGAAGUAUAUCGAGCAGCAGAAUAUUGACGGGACCAUGACGAGAAUCUAUUAUGGAACCGGAAUUGCCCCAGUGAAGAUUGAACAGACGACAGGGCAGCUGGUCAGUAGACGAGUUGUUCAUGGGCAGUUGCUUUUCGAUCGCCAGCAGCCGGGAUUUGGAACCUUCUGCGCAGUCCGAGACGGCACUUGGUACUAUCUUUGGGGCCAACUCGGAGAGCAUAUAUACCUUGCUCGUGUUGGGAUUUGGUACGCGAUCCAACGUGAACUAUACGAAUUCUGGAACGGAUAUACGUUCACGCACGACAUGGAUGCGAUGGUCCCCGUGCUUGCCGGCUAUUCAAGUGGCUCGUUCUUUCGCACAGACCUUUUCGGACAUCGAUACAGCUGGGCUUCAUCGGAACGGUUCCCUCGCAAAAGCCUAGCAUUUUUGUCGGCUGCGGAGGCUGUUAUUGGGGCGAACUUGCAAUUUGAUAUGCUGCACCAAGGCGGGUUCUGGAAGGACAUAUGUUUGAGCGAGUUGCCAGCUGUCUUGUUGGGGCGAGUCCGAAGCCGAACUGCCUUGAUUGAAGCAAUGGCCCAACUCGCAGAAGUGCAUCAGAUGGCAAACGAUGGUGGAAUCACCAUCAGGCUCGUGGGCACAACUCGGGAGUCGCUCGACCAAGCGACCAAGAACAUCCGCGAGCUCAUCGUCAACUUGUACAGGGAGCUUCGCAAGGAAGAAGGGUUCAACGCACGAGAUAUGGGAUUUGAAAGGCGUUCAUUGGGGUUCAAUUUUCGCAGACGGGCCAGGGACGCAAUGAGGAGAGUCUUCCGUCGGUCUGCACGUCGAUACGAUGAGGAAGACUACUAG